CUAUUAUUUUUUUUUAUCAAACAGAAAUUUUACAAAAGAAAGAAAACUAAUAUAAACAUGUAUGGACAUAUUUUAUAUAACCGAAAACGGUUGAAUCAUUGUAACACAUGUUUGAAGUUCUUAAUAAAUUGUCAGGUCGACUAUUAAGAGUUUCGAAUAUUUUUAUUAAAAAUAUCACUUACGUUAAUUUAAAAUUAAAAUGUCAAGUAUUUAAUCCAAUAUAAUCUGACCUAGUCCAGUCAUUUUUAAAUUAUGACUUAACAAAUAGUCGUAGCAUAGAACGAAUUAAGUUGAAAAACAUUUAUAUUGGGGAGCAAGUGUAUUCAUUGCGUGCGCGUACUGGAAUGAAGUAUCGACGCUGAAAAGACGGAAGUGCGCUUGCGUUUCUAACAGCAUGGGAAAGACACAACUGUGAAAUUGCUUUAAUGGCAAACCAAUUGCGUGAAUAUUCGUACCUCUGAAAAAUUUAUUGUAUAAUUCGAUGGAUUAUGCAUUAUAGUAAAUUUAAAUAUAACAAGUUUAAAUAUUAAAAUGCUAAAAGAGAAGAAAGGUAUAAGAUAUUUAAUCGCUCAGUGGAGAAAGGUACGCGUCGUAAAACUUGUCAAUAUUUUUGUAGUAAUACUUUAAAGCUCGCGGAGAGAUGAUCUGCACUGAGACUCAACAUUUCAAUCUUAAUAGAAUUCUGUUGCUUAUUAUAGGCUUAUGGCCUUACCAACGAUCAAAAUUUAGCCAUCUUCGAUUUAUUUGUUUUCUCAGUAUUUUAGCAACUAUUAUUUUCCUUCAGUUUACAUUAUUCGUAAGCCCGAAAUGUACUUUCAACUUUAUAAUUAAAGUUGUUUGUACAUUAUCUAUUUUUAUCUUUUUUAUAAUAAAAUAUAUCGCUUUCGCAAUAAAUAUCAACGAUAUGAAAGAUUUAUUGAUGCAACUUCAAUAUAUAUUCAACGAACUUAAAGAUGAAUCUGAGAACGCUAUCAUUAAAAAGUAUGGCCAAUAUGCAGAACGGUAUACAAUUACGCUUGUAGCACUCGGUUUUUGUAGCAUGUGUAUUUUAACUGUCGUUCAAUUUUUGUCGACUGUUCUUGACAUUGUUUUAUCAAAGAAUGUGUCUCAAGUACAUCACGUGCUGAUUGUAACAGAAUAUCAUAUUGAUCAAGAAAAAUAUUUCUAUUUAAUUGUGCUAUAUAUAUAUGCAGCUUUUUACAUUGGAGUUAUUGCAUUAGUAUCGACGGGAUCAGUACUAGUUGCAUAUUUACAAUAUAUCUGUGGAUUAUUCAGAAUUUCUAGCUAUCGUAUUGAACGUGUAAUGGAGUUUAAUAUGCUACAUAAUAUUACCUUAAACGAGAAUUUUAUAUUUAAAAGUAUAAUAUGUUCAGUGGAUAUUCAUCGACAAGCCAUAAGAUUGUGCAAACUACUGGUAUAUAAAUUCGAGACAAUGUUAUUCUGUUUAAUAAUAAUUGGAGUGAUUUGUUUAAGCCUCAAUCUUUUUCGAAUAUUUCAGAUAGUAUCAUCCGAAGAAAAUGUUAAAGAAAUAUUCAUGCCCUUUACAUCUUCAAUAUGUAUUAUCGUAUACAUGUUUACAGCUAAUUAUAUCGGACAGGAUUUAAUAAAUCAUAAUAAUCACAUAUAUAUUACCUGCGUAAGAUAUUUGAUUUUAACAUAAGUAUAUAUUAUAUAAAGUUAAUUUUAUACAAUCUCUUAUAUCAGUAAAGAUGUCGUUAUAUAUGAACAAUUUACAUGUGUUACAAUUGUUAAUAAAUCCUUUUAUUUCUGUGAGAUAAUAAAUUCUCAUUGUUUAAAUAAUAUAUUGUAGAUACGAAAUGCAAUGGUAUAUGGCUCCGUUAUAUAUACAAAAACUGAUAUUGUUUCUAUUGCAAAAAGGUAUCAAAGAUUUAUCUUUAAGUGUUGGUGGAUUAUUUAUUGCAUCGCUAGAAUGUUUUGCUACGGUAAAAAAAAAUUUUGUGCACAUAUAAAAAUGGAGUAAUUCCAGUAUUUAUGCCGCGCGAGAACUUACGUCGUAGUAAUCAGAAAAAAAUAGAAAAAAUGAAUGUAAUUUGCAACUACUCUGUUAUAUGCCUGUACACGGAGAGAAUUUUCUCUUAAAAAUUACCCUGAAAAUCGUGGUAAUUGUGAGACAACGUAAACCUUGAAAAAUUUUACCAUACUUUUAAUAAAA
This is a messenger RNA of Monomorium pharaonis (pharaoh ant), 2173 nucleotides long. RefSeq lists its product as uncharacterized. The record is from RefSeq and is a predicted model, not a curated record. Gene Ontology annotation, molecular function: olfactory receptor activity; odorant binding. Gene Ontology annotation, cellular component: plasma membrane. Lineage: Eukaryota; Metazoa; Arthropoda; Insecta; Hymenoptera; Formicidae. The transcript has 7 exons. Gene Ontology annotation, biological process: detection of chemical stimulus involved in sensory perception of smell; sensory perception of smell. Bases 641 to 1660 code for a protein of 339 amino acids.